Molecule: messenger RNA, 408 nt
Organism: Gastrolobium bilobum
Lineage: Eukaryota; Viridiplantae; Streptophyta; Magnoliopsida; Fabales; Fabaceae
Exons: 1
Coding region: 1-408 (135 amino acids)
Source: RefSeq, a predicted model, not a curated record
AUGUCAAGAAAAACUAAAAGGGUAUGUUUUAGUCCUGAUUUUGAUGAUAAACCAACCAUGUUUCUCAAGCAAGGCAGCAGUGGUGGUGGUGGAAGAGUAUUAGGAAACAGGAAGAGGAUAAUUGGAAAUUGCACUUUCAAAUUGCCCAAAGGUCCUAGAUUUUCACCUGUGAGAUUUCUACAGAAACUGGGAGCAAAGGUUGCAAGUGCUCUAAGAGUUGUUUCCAAGAGAAGGAGAUCAUCCAGGAAGGUUUCUUCAUCCUCUUUGGUCAGGUCACGUUCAUUAUCAGACCCUACUGAUUCACAUCGUGCUAAAGCUGUAGAAGAUUGCAUUGAGUUUUUACAUUCUUCUUCCUCUAGGGAGAGACCAAGUUCAGUCUCUGAAAAUUGUAGAUUGGAAGGUUUUUAA